Molecule: messenger RNA, 279 nt
Organism: Closterium sp. Naga37s-1
Lineage: Eukaryota; Viridiplantae; Streptophyta; Zygnematophyceae; Desmidiales; Closteriaceae
Source: the annotation of a GenBank genome assembly
AUGGCACUGAUCGACCAGGUUCACAAGCUGAGCCUGCAGAUGCAGCAGCUCUCCACCAGCUCUCGACCAAUCACAGUCGUCAACGCGCCACCUGCACAACAACAAGGGAGCAUUGUGGGAUAUGUGAUACCGGUGGCAGUCAUUGGUGCAGCAGGCUAUGGGGUCAUGUGGUGGAAGGGCUGGCGAGUGAGCGAUCUCAUGUACGUCACAAGGAGGGGCAUGGACCAGGCGGUGAAGCUCAUGGGGGCGAAAGUGACGGAGCUGCAAACAGCCCUCGAC